GUAAACAUUGCAGCAGCCGAAGGAGUGGGAGCGAGGUGGAGACGCACGUGUGGCAGAUCUACACUACAAGAACACUUAUUAAGCCAUUCUCACACGUCUGUUUGGUUUACGACAGGGGCCGUAAAUGUCAUUGACUCUGAGGACUUUUUUGAAGUAUAGGUCAUGAUAGAUCGACCGAUGAUGGACGAUAAUAUCAGUGCAAUUGUGGCAUCGGAUUUGCCUCGGGGAGUUGCAUUACUGGCUGAUCUGACAACAAACAUCAAAAAUGUUACUGUUGGACUCCUUGCAUUAAAAGAAAAGAUUGAAAAUGAUGAAUUAAACUCCUCUAAGGGCCUGAGUCUACUAGAGCUCAAGAAUCAAUCUUUUUUGAUGUAUUUGUCCAAUCUUGCCUAUGUGACUCUUCGUAAACUACGCGGGGCAAAGUUAGAGAAUGAUCCAUCUAUUGACCGUUUGGUUGAAUUGAGAGUGGUUUUAGAAAGAAUACGUCCUCUUGAAGAUAAACUAAAAUACCAAAUUGAUAAAUUUUUGAAGAUAGCAACGGAAGGUGUCCUUAGUGAAGAUGACCCAACCAGGUUAAAAGGGAACCUUGACAAUAUUGGGUCUUCUUCGGAUGAGGAAGAAGACGAAGAAAACACAAAUAGUGCUAAGAGUGCAACUAAGGAAGAAGACAAGACGUACAAGAUUCCAAAAGUCAGCCAGACUCCUUAUGAGGAGCAAAACAGCCGAGAAACAGAGAAGGAGAAGGCUCGACGGCGCACCCUCAACUCAAGCAUGGUACAAGAAGCUCUCUACGAUUUCACAAAUGACCCAGAGGUUGUCUAUAACAUGGAUGCCCUGAAGCAGAAAGCAAUUAAACGACGCAAGGAGCUUGAAGCUUAUGAGGAAGAUAACAUGAUAAGGAAGUCCCUGACGAAGCGAGAACGUGCAGCCAUGAAUGAAAUAACCACCGCAGGCACUAUGGGUUCGGAGAUCCUAGGCUUCAACAGCCUGGAUGCCCUGUAUGACGGGUAUGAGCCAAAGGGCCCGCAAGCCAAAAAGAGAAAAACAGGGAAGAGUCCGAAGGUUAAAGGCAAAGGGAAGAAAGGUGGGAAGAAAAGAAAGCAUUAGAUUCUAAAAGAUUAUAAAUGUUAUUGUUGUUGCCUAUGUGAAAUGUAAAGUCCACAUAAAUAUUAUUUGAAUAUA
Messenger RNA from Penaeus vannamei (Pacific white shrimp), 1182 nucleotides. RefSeq names its product neuroguidin. Gene Ontology annotation, cellular component: nucleolus; small-subunit processome. NCBI's taxonomy places the organism in Eukaryota, Metazoa, Arthropoda, Malacostraca, Decapoda, Penaeidae. Gene Ontology annotation, biological process: maturation of SSU-rRNA from tricistronic rRNA transcript (SSU-rRNA, 5.8S rRNA, LSU-rRNA). The record is from RefSeq and is a predicted model, not a curated record.